This is a messenger RNA of Papaver somniferum (opium poppy), 2115 nucleotides long. RefSeq lists its product as uncharacterized. The record is from RefSeq and is a predicted model, not a curated record. The coding region runs from base 1 to 2115 and encodes 704 amino acids. Gene Ontology annotation, molecular function: RNA-DNA hybrid ribonuclease activity; nucleic acid binding. Lineage: Eukaryota; Viridiplantae; Streptophyta; Magnoliopsida; Ranunculales; Papaveraceae. The transcript has 2 exons.
AUGUCAAAAGCUUUUGACAGACUAGAAUGGCCUUUCUUAUUAAAAGUUCUUCAAUAUUUUGGGUUUUGUGAUGAUUUCUGCUCCCUGGUACAUCAAUGCAUCAGUACAACCACAUUGUCAGUCAUGCUCAAUGGUAGUCCUUGUGAAGAAUUUGCUCCUACAAGAGGUAUAAGACAAGGAGACCCCUUGUCUCCUUAUCUUUUCAUCUUAGCUAUGGAAUUCCUUUCUAGGCAUCUUACUAAUGCUCAAGAAAACAAGACAAUUCCUGGUGUUAAAGUGGCUGCUCUUGCACCAGCCAUCAAUCAUCUGUUAUUUGCAGAUGACUGCUUGAUUUUCACUCAAGCAAACACAUCUUCAGUCAACAAUUUAUUGGAAGUCCUUCAUAUGUUCAAUUCUCAAUCAGCGCAGGUCAUCAAUUUUGAUAAAUCUGCAGUUAAUUUCAGCAAGAAGACUAAACCAGAAGUUGCAGCAACUAUCAUCAACAUACUUGGAGUUAAAACAAUGACUUCAAAAGAAAGGUAUUUGGGUUCACCACUCAUUAUUGGACACUCAAAGAAGGAAGCUUUCAAGAGCAUAAAGGAAUGUUUUGAAUCAAGAUUCUCCACCUGGUCUUCCAUCAAUCUCUCUCAAGCUGGAAGAGGAACAAUGAUCAAACAUGUGCUCAAUUCCAUACCAGCUUAUCAUAUGGGUACUUUCAAGCUCCCUAGUAAUUUAAUCACUCAGCUCACUUCUAUUGAAAGAAUUUUUUUUUGGGAUCAUAAAAGUAACAGAGGUUCAAAUCAUAUAGGUUGGCAGAAUUUAUGUACUUCAAAGGAUCUGGGAGGUCUUGCUUUCAGGGACCUGGAAAAAUUGAAUCUUGCUCUUCACACCAAGUUAGCUUGGAGGAUUUGUAAUGAUUCAGAUCAUCUAAUGGUUAAAAUUUUGAGCAGUAAAUACUUCAAGAAUAAGGAAAUACUACACCAAAAUAUAGAAGCCAAAAAUUGCUCUUUCACUUGGAAUGAGAUCACCAAAGGCUUGAAGAUAGUGCAGCAAAACUAUUUCAUGGAGAUCAACAAUGGUGAAGACACAAAAAUAUGGUCAGAUAGAUGGAUACCAGGUAUGCAUCAUCCACCUCUUCCACAAAAUGACACAUUCAGAUUUUAUGGUGAAGUUGCUGAAUUCAUGAUUCCAAAUACAAAUCAGUGGAACAUUAAUCUGCUAAAUCACCUAUUUGAUGCUAAUACUUCCAUGAAAAUUCAAACUUUUUUCAUUGAUAAGUCAAAAAAGGAUGUUAUGAUUUGGAUGCCUACAAAAGAUGGAAAAUUCUCUGUUAAAAGUGCAUACAAGCUCCUCACUAAUUCUGACAGGGAAGUGCAAGUUAAUGGUGUCUCUAUCAAUAAACUGGUUUGGAGAAGAUUAUGGAGCAGUAGUGCAGCACACAGGAUUAAGAUGUUUGCCUGGAAGUGUAUUAGAGAUAUUCACUCCACUAAACAUAAUCUGACAAGAUGUGAAGUAGUUUUUCAGGGAGUAUCCCUCAACCCUAAUACUACUGUGCACAAGAUUUAUUAUUAUUUUUCUCCUUAUUUGCGUGGAACUGCAUCAAUUAACCCCUCUCAUCUAAGUGUUAAUAAUUCUGAUUGGAAACCACCUUUGAUUGGCACUAGCAAAAUUAAUGUAGAUGCUUCUUUUGAUUUGGAUACUAAUCAACUUGGAACUGGUCUUGUUUUGCGAGAUCAUACAGGCACCUGUAAUGGCAUCAAAGGGAGCUACUCUAAUGGAGCUUUAAGCGCUGAGGCUGGAGAAUGUAUGGCAGUGCGAGAGGCUUUAUCUUGGGCUAAGGAGAAGCAAUUAGUUAACAUCCAUAUUGAAGUUGAUGCCAAAUUGGUCAUACAAUCCAUAACUGGUAGCACUUUACUAGUACAAUGGGAGAAUAUGAAUCUAAUAAAAGAGAUUAAACACCUUAUUUCAGAUUUUAAUAGUUGUACUUUUUCUUUUGUUGGUAGAUUGAACAAUCAAGUGGCAGAUUCAAUAGCAAUUUCUGUUAGAGAAUCUGCUUCAAACAUUGAGAAGUAUGUGUUUUUUAAAGAUGAGCUUUGUAGUCUUCUGGCAAAAGACAUGCAAAACAACUUAAGCUAA